AUGGAUGAAAUUUAUAAGAUCACUUCCACGGAGAGGACCCAGCUAUUGGAGAAGGAACUGGAGGUGCAAUUGAGUGAACUGAAGUCUGAAAUAGAAGAACAAGAGAUCCUUCAGGGAGCAGCUCAUCGAGCUUACAGCUCUGUUCAAAUACCAAAGGACAUCUCUUACUUUAGAAGAGAAAGGGAACUGGCACUGAAGAAAACCUUACAGGUGGCUGAGCCCAAGCCCCUUGUUAUUCAGGCAGAUGUCCUGCAGAGGGAGCUAGAGAUCUGCCUAAGAAGAGAGUACACACCUGAAAAUUUGCCUUUGCUUCUGCUGCAGUAUUACACAGAGAGAAUUACCCAGUUGGCCCAGUGUAAAUAUUUACACAUGGUUAGGUGGAAGAGGUUUUGCCAGCACAGUAAGACCAUGGAGCAACUUUAUCCUCUUUACAAGAAACGAGUUGGCUACAUUAUGCAGGAAUACAGUGAUGCUGUCCAGAGAGCUGAAAGAUUAUCCAUUGCUCGAGAAAACUUCCUUAUGGGAAAAAAGAAUCCUCCUAACUUAGUGAUGCUGGAAGAUGUGACAAUUUACACAAGGUGGUUAGUGUGUCACCUACACUCUUUCAGGACUGUUCACCACUAUCUGCAGGCCCUCCAGUAUUUGCCCAUCUCCAACAUGCUGAGUCCAGCUGACAACCAAGACCCCGAGGCUGGUCAGGAAAGUGACAAGGUCUGUGUCAAUGACAUGGAUCCCAACAUCCAGAGUCCUGCAUCUUCUGGCCUGGUGGAUACUAGCAUUUCAGGGCCAAUGAGAACAGAUGCUGAUUUCAUGCUGCCCCAACACACAACAGAAACAGGAGAACUGAAACCUCAGCUGAGGCGCCUUCUGUCACACUUCCAUAUCCCAUACGACCUGCAGGAGCUAAGGAACUCUGCUAAGGAAAUGGAACUUUUUUCCUUGGUUUUCCAAAAAUUUCAAAGCAUCUUCACAGAGCAACAGAGAAUGCAGAUGUUUYCAGACUACGAGGCUGGAACAGCUAAAGCAGAGAAUUUGUCAGGACCACCUAUAGCCCUGAAAAAGAGAGCCAACUGGAUUUCCUUUAUAAAGAUCAAACCAAAAUGUGAUCCUUGGCAGAAGAAGAUGUUGACCAAACUAAAAGAAAGGAGAAGAAUAGAUGUAUUAAUGCAACUCCAAGCAAAGUUUUUGAAGAUCUCUAACCCCAAGCGAGUAAUGCAAGUACUCCAGGAUCAUGCUGCCAAGAUAAUCAUGCUGUCUCCACACCAUCCGUCUUUCAUGUCUUCCCAGAGUUCGCCUCAGUGCAACUAUGACCAGAUCUGGGAGAACAUUUAUAGCAAUGUCAACCUCUACCAGAAUGCAAAUAUGAAGGAGAAUGACCUUUCAGUGGAAAAAAAUGAAAAUGUGCUAACACGAAUAAGUCUCAGUCAAUGUGCUGAUGGGCCUCUCAAGCAGAAAAAAGAGACAGGGUACAACUAUGCAAUGGCCCUACAAGUGCUGGGCUUGGAUGAUGAAGCCGAGCUCAGUGAUGGGAACCCUGUCUCGAUGAAAGGGGCCUACUUGUCCUUUCUGUGUCUUCGCCACCUGCGAAUCAGGUCGCUGCAGCGUACCUGCUUGGGAAUUCUGAACUAUUUCAGAUCUGUCGAGCGAACUUUGACAAUCAAUACUUCAGGCCUUACCUUAGUUUCAGGGAAACUGGUCCCCACCAUGGAAGAUAGUUCUUGGGUCAAUGUGACACGAGGAGGCUUGGGCACCUCACAAGGCCUGGGAACUCACCACUAUGUCCAUGGGACAUCUGCUGAGCACAAGGUCCACAGUGUUCAGUUCAUGGAGUUCUCCGAAGUGGAGUAUGAGGAUUACUAUUACAGCACAGAAGACGGCAGUAUCCACACCCGGGACCAGCAAGGGGUGCAUAUUAUGUACGACGAAGCCUUAAGGGAUCUGGAGGAACUCCAGACAGAGCUGCUGCUCGUGGCCAGCCAUUACAUCGAAAAAGAAAAAGGUCACAAAGAGGGCAGCAAGUCAAAGAGUGGCCAGGACUGGAGAUGGACCCAUGCAAGUGUGGACAGAUUUGCUGUUCUGUAUGACAUAUGGACAUGGGAAGCAGCUCUCCUAGAAAACAAACGUCAGCUUCUUGAUAGUUACUUUGAAGCCUACCAGCACACGUUGGACCCUGAGGAAAGGUUUGCCUUAGCACAAGCGAUGACUGACAUUAUGCAUCGGCGCCCCAAAUUUGAUCUUGGCCACCCUUACUUCAUUAAGGCCUACCAAGAYGAAUGCACCUGCCUGAGGCUUCACCUGCAGCUAAUAAAGGGCAUCCUCAACCAUCACAUGGAACGCCAGCGGGAGUAUGUCCAGAGGCUCUGGCGAGAUGAUCAUCCAGAUGAUCGAAAAAAAUUCGGACUUCCCCUUAACAUCAUUUGUAAGCAACUUAUUUCCAUCAACAACAGCUGCCCAGAUUUGAAAAACGUUUAUUUGUUGGAGUUCCACCCUUCCCUCAGCCUGGCAGGGUUGGUCCCCAAAGCCCUGGAGCACCUGUUCAGUGAGGCCUGCCGCACCUGCAGGCYCACUUCACCCAGUGGCCUCGCCUCGCUGGAGCGACACAUCCUGCAACUGGCUCUGAACCUGUGGCUCGCACCAACCAAGCCCGAGAACUGGUACAGCGAACAGCUCCAGAAAGAUCUGUUUUCAGCUAGAGUGAUGGGAGAUCCCUUUCUCGUGGAGGAGACAGGCCUGCUUGCACUCACAUCCGCAGCAGACGAAGGACAGAAACAGGGCCAACAGCCUCACAUGCUGCUCCUGGAGACAUUUUCCAAACUUCUGGAACUCCUGACUCUCCGCCACCGUCUGAUCGCAAUGAGUCUUGAGAGUGCACACCUAGCUCGGCACUAUCAGGAAUUGGCUGAGGAGAUGGGGUUUGAAGAGUUCCAUUUAUAUCUGAGGCCCAUUCACUUUGAAUGUGCAUCACCCAGGGACAAGGUGGACCAGCCACCUCCUGCCUUUAUAACAUCUCUGCUGGAGCACAGUGGUCGGCUAGACAGAUAUUCUCCCACUACACUUGCCUUAGCCAUCUCUGAGGUGGAUGAUAACCAAGUUGGCAAAUUUAGUUUUUAUACGAAAGAAGCCAUCCUUAAGCUCUUGUCCCAGUCUGGAGUGGAAAAUAUGCAAGUGACCCUCGCAUGUCAAGCUGCUCAGAAAAAUGCUUUGAUGGUGGCAGUUCAACAAGCAUCCCUCUAUCACAGGACAGUGGGCUGUCCUGCUGAGGUCAAGGAAGUAAGUGCAGAACUGGAAAAUCAUGGCAGAAUGAGUCCAACCAGAAGAAGAAAUUCCAGAAUUGUGAAUGACACAGAAAACUUUCUGUUAGCCCCAACUCCAAAUGUCCCAGACAACCUUACGCAUUCUUCAGAAAGAUUUCAGAGGACCAAAAGGGCUCCAGAGGCUUUUGUGUCUAUUCAACUAGAAAAGGUGGGGCUGCGGGACAUGAUGCUGACCACCUUUCACCUCAGGAAACAGACCAUGGCCGGCAGAAUGAACAGCCCUGAUGAAAUUGGAAAACUCAAGAGGGAUGUUAUAAUUGAAUAUUGUCAAAAGUUGAACCGCCACAUGUCUCACUAUGCUCUUCGGAGUCAGAUCAUGGCACACUGUAAUAGCCUGAGAGCCCUCCUGGAGGAUUUCCCUACUAUCAGGGAUACCUUUUUCAUGGUGGGGCAACCACAAGAAAAGAAGGGAUCAAGUGACUCCAAGGAGGGCCUCAAGGCUGACCCCGGAAGGAGUUCUCAGCCCUGGCCUCCAUGUUUGCUGUCAGCGGAUGGAAAAGUCCUCCUCAAUUUAUGGUACAUCCCCCAUCCUUCCGAAGUGCUGGUUAUGUUCAAAACUCUGCCAGAAAAGGAAGCUUUUAGAGCCUUAACGCUAACACUACAGCUGAUGGCUUCCUUCCAUGACAUUGUGGCCUACCUUUUCAGUUUUGUUCAACUCGGCAAUUGUCCAGCAGGCUUUGAAUUUCCUGUAAGCCCUGAUCCUUUGAGGGGAGACUGGGGAGGAACAGAGGACAUUGGGUCUGAGCUUCAAGAGCUGCAGAAAAUGCUUGACAGCCUCAAGAGCCCCCAGGACCCGACCCAGGUGGCCCAGGCCCUCCUCCUCCGCAGGGAUGUUAUGUUUCUGCAAUUCGAUGCUGCAGUGAGGCAUCUCAUCCGAACAUUUUUGGCAGCUGGAAAUAUUCCCGCCUACCAGUCUGUCACUGAUGGCAUGUGCCAUGGGCUGCCACCUCUGAGCAACUCUCUCAGGAAGAGCAUUUUUGCUUCACAGCUCAGCCUGCCCCAGCUGCUGGAUCCACGGAGCCUCCAGGCAUCUGUGCUAUUCCCCUGGAGAACAUUUCUGGAAGAUGGAGGACCAUUUCCUGUUAUAAGUAGUAGCCCAGAUACCCUAGAGUAUAAUAUGCAGCUGUGCCUUUGUGGGCUGAGUGACCGUGACCGCAAGGUGGCUCAUGGAGAGCUGGUGAGUGUGAAACUGCUAAUGGAAGAUGUGCUAAGCAGCUGUCAUAUGACCAUGGAGGAUCCCCUUGGAUGGCAAGCCAUACCAGACAAAAAUACACAGCCAGAGUGGUCCAAAGUGCCAGGAGUCAAAAGUCAAUUUCAAAGCAGCCCAAAGAUUUCCAAGCUGCUGGAGGGCCAGUGCGAUGUGGUGACGUCAUUUGCUCUGCUGAGAUCUUUUCUGAUGCUGUGGAAGCAGCUGGAAGUACUGAAGGAUCACUGGGGCCGGCUCAAGCUGGGAGACCAGGRCAUCAGCUCCGUCUCCUUCCACAAACAGUACUCGGAGCUCUAUGAAGCUGACAUUCUCUACCCCAGCAUGAAAGCUAUAGCUAGGCAGAUGGGGAAAGAAGAUGAAUUUGAAAGACUUAUAAUAAAUAGCCAGUCUAUUCUUCCCCCCAAAGGAGCUUCAGAAAUUGAAAUAAAAACUCAGCAGCUUCAGAAACUUCUGGAAAAUAUUGAAAUUCAUAUGAUCCAGGCGGUCUUAAGAAAAGUUAAUAAAGAGAUGACACUGGUUUUAUCAGAAAAGUCCAAGGAAGAGUCUACUCUCCCAACAGAUCUUUGGAAACAUCAAGUCAUGAAAGAAAAUUUUUCAGUUGCAAGACCACAAAUAGUUGAGAAAUUUAUACAGAAAUUAAUGGAGAAUUACCAGGAUAGUGGACCAGAGAUCACCUUCAGGAAAGACCACCUUGAGGCCUGCCUCCUUUCCCUGGGUUGUGAUGUGAUGGCAAGAGAACGCAGCAACUUUGAGACCUACUCCAUGUGUUAUGAGCAUGUGUUGCAGCACGCUAGACAGAAGCUCUGCCAGAAGGAGCAGGAACUAGAUGUGUUACAAAGAAGUCAAGUGCCACCUGAAGACUAUGCUGGUCAGGUUGCAGAGCUCAGUCAUGAUAUGAUCAUGGAAAUCACUGCUCUGAGAGCCCAACUCACAGAUUUGGAAGAGGAGAACAUAAAUCUCAAAAAGCAAAUUAGAGAAGAAGUCCAAGAAGAAUAUGAAGCAUUGGUCCAAGCUUUGUUUAUGACCUGUUUACACAGAAAAGAGAAGCUGGAUGAGAAUUGGCUUAAUUUGACCCAGAAAGUGUGUGAGCUCAUCAGUGAAGUGAGAACAGAAGGGAUCACCAAUAUGAAGGAGCUAAGGAAGAAAUGGGGCUCUGCCAGGCCUGACGAAGGAAUAAAAGAAAACGCAGCCAAGGAGCAGAUUUUGGCCUUGGAGCAGGACAACCGCAGCCUGGCGGCCCUGGUGUGCAAAGUGAGGAGCCUAGGCCUCUGGAGGCAGGCUGUGCAGCAGACACACUUCCGGGGCCAGCUGAGCAGGGCAGAGAAGGAAUCUAUUCGAAGUAAAAAAGAAUGUUUGCGCAUCAAGCUAAUGGCAGAGCGGGAAGCAGGUUUAUUUCGCCAACAGUUGCUGGCUCUCAGGCAGGCCCUGGCCAGCGCUCAGGCUGACAAUGCCAGGAUGCGGAAGCGGCAGGAUGACCAGGCCCAGCUGUUGAAGGAGCUAGAACACAGAGUGACCCAGGAAGCUCUCACCCGGCAGCAGCUAGAUGUCAUAAAAGCAUCCAGCAUCGAGAAGCUCUUGGAAGAAGUGGGCCACAAAGAACAGCAAUUGCAACUCCUCACCGAAGAGGCUGAGAGGGCUUCGAAACUGGGCCAGCUGCAGCGGAGAAAGAUGGAGCGAGACCUCCGACAGACGAGAAGCCGACUUGCCCAGGAGCGCAGCGUGAAGCUGGAUGCUUUCCAGCGCAUAGAAGAGUUACAGAGUCAGCUUCCUGACACUGAGCAGCUGUCCAUCCAGAGGAGCUCCCCAGGCGGCCUUAUAUCCCAGGCUCACUGCUCCCUAAGUUCUGCUUCUACAUUAUCCAGAUACUCCCACCAACAUUUUUUAAAGACUAAUCUUAUGGGCAAUAAAUUAACAAGAAGAAUUCAAAGACCCAAGACUGUACCCAUUAAACACAAAAAGAGGACUGAUGAGGUUUUCCUACCCAAUGUGGCAGGAGAUGUCCAACUUACAGCUUUUCAAGUCCAAACAGCUCCAUCCAGAAUCCCAUUUGGAUCUGAUUGGUAA
Molecule: messenger RNA, 6585 nt
Organism: Urocitellus parryii (Arctic ground squirrel)
Lineage: Eukaryota; Metazoa; Chordata; Mammalia; Rodentia; Sciuridae
Source: RefSeq, a predicted model, not a curated record